Molecule: messenger RNA, 567 nt
Organism: Zingiber officinale
Lineage: Eukaryota; Viridiplantae; Streptophyta; Magnoliopsida; Zingiberales; Zingiberaceae
Exons: 2
Coding region: 1-567 (188 amino acids)
Source: RefSeq, a predicted model, not a curated record
AUGGAAGGCCUUGCAUUCCCGGGCGACUGGAGGACGGCGAUCAUGGAAUUUUUGCGAUCGGGAGCUACGCCUUCCAAUCGGGAAGAGGCCAGGCUGCUAAGAAAGAGAGCUGGUCGGUUCACCCUCAUCGGGGAUCAGCUCUACAAAAAUGCUUUUUCCCGUCUGUUACUAAAGUGCGUCAGCACGGAGGACGCGGAAUAUAUACUAAAAGAAAUACAUCACGGGUCUUGUGGAGGACACCCGGGCGGCCGCUCGUUGGCAAGGAAGAUUCUGCUAGCCGGGUACUUUUGGCCGACCCUCCAGAAAGAUGCCGCUCAGACCGUCGCCACGUGCCUUUCCUGUCAGAAAUACCACAGCUUCACCCAUCGGCUGACGGAGGAGAUGAAAGCGUCCACGCUCAGAGAAUGGUGUGAGAGGUACGACAUUCAGCAGCACUUCACCUCCGUGGCCUACCUACAAAGCAACGGGCAAGUGGAAGUCGCCAAUCAGGAAAUCCUACGUAUUCUUCGGGUUCGGCUCGACCGUGUCGGAGGUAGCUGGGUGGGCGAGCUUCCAGGUGUACUAUAG